Messenger RNA from Propithecus coquereli (Coquerel's sifaka), 3005 nucleotides. RefSeq names its product F-box and leucine-rich repeat protein 17 (gene FBXL17). NCBI's taxonomy places the organism in Eukaryota, Metazoa, Chordata, Mammalia, Primates, Indriidae. Gene Ontology annotation, biological process: SCF-dependent proteasomal ubiquitin-dependent protein catabolic process. The transcript is spliced from 9 exons. Gene Ontology annotation, molecular function: protein binding. The record is from RefSeq and is a predicted model, not a curated record. Bases 6 to 2102 code for a protein of 698 amino acids. Gene Ontology annotation, cellular component: SCF ubiquitin ligase complex.
UCUAUAUGGGCCACCUUCUCUCGAAGGAGCCGCGUAACCGCCCGAGCCAGAAGAGGCCUCGCUGUUGCAGCUGGUGCCGCCGCCGGCGCCCUCUCCUCAGGCUGCCCCGCCGGACUCCGGCCAAGGCGCCCCCUCAGCCGGCGGCGCCCCGGAGCCGGGACUGCUUCUUCCGCGGGCCCUGCAUGCUCUGCUUCAUCGUGCACAGCCCCGGCGCGCCCGCCCCCGCCGGCCCAGAGGAGGAGCCGCAGCUCUCGCCGCCGCUGCCGCGGGACGGGGCCUACGCCGCCGCCUCCUCCUCUCAGCACCUGGCGCGGCACUACGCGGCCCUGGCCGCCGAGGACUGCGCCGCCGCCGCCCGCCGCUUCCUGCUAUCCUCGGCCGCCGCCGCCGCUGCCGCCGCUGCCUCGGCUUCGUCGCCCGCCUCCUGCUGCAAAGAGCUGGGGCUGGCCGCGGCCGCCGCCUGGGAGCAGCAGGGCCGAAGCCUCUUCCUGGCCAGCGUGGGGCCCGUGCGCUUCCUGGGGCCGCCCGCCGCUCUGCAGCUCUUCCGGGGGCCGCCGCCGCCGGCCGAGCCCCCCACGCCCCCCGAAAUGGUGUGCAAGCGGAAGGGGGCCGGGGUCCCCGCCUGCACCCCCUGCAAGCAGCCCCGCUGCGGCGGCGGGGGCUGCGGCGGCGGCGGUGGUGGGGGAGCGCCUGCUGGAGGAGGCGCCUCGCCGCCGCGGCCCCCCGACGCCGGCUGCUGCCAGGGCCCCGAGCAGCCCCCGCAGCCACUCUGCCCCCCGCCCUCCUCUCCCGCUUCCGAAGGUGCCCCCACCGAGGCCGGCGGGGACGCAGUCCGAGCCGGGGGCACCGCCCCCUCGUCCGCCCAGCAGCAGCUCGAAUGCGGCGACGCGGACUGUCAGGAGUCCCCUGAAAACCCCUGCGACUGUCACAGGGAGCUGCCCUCCGAAACCCCAGACAUCAACCAGCUGCCGCCGUCCAUCCUGCUCAAGAUAUUUUCCAAUUUGUCCCUGGAUGAGCGGUGCCUUUCUGCAUCAUUGGUUUGCAAGUACUGGCGUGACCUUUGCUUAGAUUUCCAGUUUUGGAAGCAGCUGGAUCUUAGUAGUCGUCAGCAGGUCACUGAUGAAUUAUUGGAAAAAAUUGCCUCAAGAAGUCAGAAUAUAAUUGAAAUCAACAUUUCUGAUUGUCGCAGUAUGUCUGAUACUGGCGUAUGUGUUUUAGCAUUUAAGUGUCCUGGACUUCUUAGGUAUACAGCCUACAGGUGUAAACAACUUUCUGACACCUCUAUUAUUGCGGUUGCCUCUCACUGCCCUUUACUUCAGAAAGUACAUGUAGGCAACCAGGACAAACUUACUGAUGAAGGACUCAAACAGCUGGGCUCAAAAUGCAGAGAACUUAAAGAUAUUCAUUUCGGCCAAUGUUAUAAGAUCUCAGAUGAAGGCAUGAUCGUCAUAGCUAAGGGCUGUCUGAAAUUACAAAGAAUAUACAUGCAGGAAAACAAAUUAGUGACAGAUCAGUCGGUGAAAGCAUUUGCUGAGCACUGUCCUGAGCUUCAGUAUGUUGGCUUCAUGGGUUGUUCGGUCACUUCUAAAGGCGUCAUUCACCUAACCAAGCUAAGAAACCUUUCCAGCUUGGACCUACGUCAUAUCACUGAACUGGAUAAUGAAACCGUGAUGGAAAUUGUCAAGAGGUGCAAGAAUCUUAGCUCUCUCAAUCUCUGUCUGAACUGGAUCAUAAAUGACAGAUGUGUGGAGGUCAUUGCAAAGGAAGGACAAAACCUAAAAGAGCUGUAUUUGGUGUCCUGUAAAAUCACAGAUUAUGCAUUGAUAGCCAUUGGGCGAUACAGCAUGACAAUAGAGACCGUGGACGUUGGAUGGUGUAAAGAAAUUACGGAUCAAGGAGCCACCCUGAUCGCACAGAGCAGCAAGUCUCUGAGAUAUUUGGGGCUGAUGAGAUGUGAUAAAGUCAACGAAGUGACGGUGGAACAGCUGGUGCAGCAGUACCCCCACAUCACCUUCAGCACCGUCCUGCAGGACUGCAAGAGGACCCUGGAGAGAGCCUAUCAGAUGGGCUGGACCCCCAACAUGUCUGCCGCCUCUUCCUAACACUCCAGCCUCUGCCUAGGUCCGCUUGGAUCAUGCAGCAGGGUGGAGGGGAAUUGUAGAUUCGAGGUGGGCCAUCUCUUGGAAAGAUUUUAACUGUCGCCUGUCUGCCUGUGUACCAGAGUGUGUAUAUUUGUGUCUUGUUUGCAUACUAUAUACCAUAAGUGCAGUUGUCAUUUUUUCCCAGGUGAGCUGGGUUUUUCCUUAAAAAUUAAAGAUUGUGAAAGCCAGUAACCAUUUAGUUUUUAAAUCCAAAGGCUUAUUUCUUUUAAGAAAAAAAAACAAACUUUUUUUAAUAUAGAGUCAAAAAAUUGGAUGUAUUAUUUUGAGCUUGCAAUUGCUGCCACUUAGAGAUGUCCAAAAAAGAAGGCCCUCUUUAUUCAUGGGAUAGAAUCGUGCACUUCUACUGAUGAUGACAUUAAUUAGAAUGCUGGAAGCCAAUAGUUUCCAAAAUUCCAGGCACACACACUCAUGAAGGCACUCACACUUUCUCACAUACUGCACACGCGUGUGCACCCAUACACCACAGCAGGUUCUUUCUAGAUCAUUUCCUGACAGAAGGGCCUUCCUCUAGGUCACUGAGGAAGCAUGUCGUCCACUGUGGCUCUGCCUAACUCAGAGUAUCCACGGGUGGCCAGCUUGCUGUUGGGUGAGCGACCUAGGGACUAGAGAGAAUAAAGCCUUUUGUAAAUUUUUCAUAGGGAGGCAACAAUCUAACUCCCCUGGCCAGCUCACAAAAGUUAAUUAUUCAUUGUUCUACAAAUGCAUUCUGUUGAGUACUAAAUAUUUUAGUUGGUUUUACGUUAACAUUGUGUUAGCUUUUAUUUCAUGGAUAGUAACUGGUCAGGAUAUAUUUUAAUGAUAUUUGGAGCUAAUCUUAGCAUCAAAGCCACCAAUGUAACUAAU